GGCGAAUACGUGUAACAUAAAUUUAGUCAGCUGACCUGUAAAAAGUUUUAUUCUUAUAAAUUUAAGUAAACUCCUAACUGGUAAUAACUUUAAAGACAUGGCUUUACACUCAGCUAUUAAAGGAAAACUCAUUUCGGUGAUUGGUGAUGAAGAUACUUGUGUAGGAUUCUUGCUCGGUGGAGUUGGCGAAAUCAACAAAAAUCGUCAUCCCAAUUUCAUGGUUGUAGAUAAAAACACACCAAUCAGCGAAUUGGAAGAUUGUUUCAAGCGAUUCGUGAAACGUGACGACAUCGACAUCAUCUUAAUUAAUCAAAAUUAUGCUGAACUCAUCCGUCAUGUAAUUGAUGCACACACAGCUCCAAUUCCAGCAGUGCUGGAAAUUCCUUCUAAGGAUCAUCCAUACGAUGCAACAAAGGACUCAAUCUUGCGACGUGCCAAGGGAAUGUUCUCUGCUGACGACUUGGUUGGUGUCAACCGUGGAUAAAUCUAAUUAUUUAUGUUAUCAACUUUCAAUAAUCAUGUAUCAAUAUUUUCGGUAAAUAAUUUUUUGCAUUCCGAUCAAGCGAAGUUUUAGUGAGAAAUCAAAUACAGUCAGAUGUCGUUAAGUUGAAAAGGAAUUCUUUUUUUUUUCGUUUCGUUGCUUUUCUGAAAACUAUAAAAUAUAUGUAAUGUGAUGUGUGCAUAAAACAUGUUAAAUAAAAAUUAAUGAAAGAUAUAAGAAAUAUAUUUGAACUAA
Clunio marinus is the source of this 736-nucleotide messenger RNA. The record is from the annotation of a GenBank genome assembly. NCBI's taxonomy places the organism in Eukaryota, Metazoa, Arthropoda, Insecta, Diptera, Chironomidae.